Messenger RNA from Erythranthe guttata (spotted monkey flower), 2343 nucleotides. The record is from RefSeq and is a predicted model, not a curated record. NCBI's taxonomy places the organism in Eukaryota, Viridiplantae, Streptophyta, Magnoliopsida, Lamiales, Phrymaceae.
AAAUAAAAAAUCUAAAAUAUAUCGCUAUAAUUCAGAGUAUUGUUUCAGAGAGAGAGAGAGAGAGAGGAAAAGUGAAGAACUUCAGAAGACUUCAACAGAGUCCAUAUCUGUAGACUCUCACUCUCUGCAAGUAAUUCAGUUAACAACGAAGACGGAAGCAAGGAGAAUUUUGAGAUAGGGCUUGGUGUUUCAUUUUGUUUGGGGGGGAGAAAAUCGAAGUGGCGAGGAUUUCAGAUUGAUGUUUCCGUCAAAGGCUUGAUGAAGAAAAUGGGGAAGAAUUACUCGGCGAAUUCGGACGAUUACAAGCUAUUGGAAGAGGUAGGGUACGGUGCCAGCGCAACUGUUUACAGAGCGAUCUACUUGCCUUCCAAUGAAGUCGUGGCGGUCAAGUGCUUGGAUCUCGAUCGGUGCAACAGCAAUCUGGAUGAUAUUCGCAGGGAAGCUCAGACAAUGAGCUUAAUUGAUCAUCCUAAUGUCAUAAGAGCAUUUUGUUCAUUUGUUGUUGACCGCAAUCUUUGGGUGAUAAUGCCAUUUAUGGCUGAGGGUUCUUGCCUACAUCUUAUGAAGAUAGCAUAUCCAGAAGGAUUCGAAGAAUCUGCCAUUGGUUCUAUCUUGAAAGAAACUUUAAAGGCUUUGGAGUACCUUCAUCAACAUGGUCAUAUCCAUCGUGACGUGAAGGCAGGAAAUAUUUUAAUGGAUACUAACGGUGAGGUGAAGCUUGCUGAUUUUGGUGUUUCAGCAUGCUUAUUUGAUAGAGGCGAUAGACAGCGUUCAAGAAAUACCUUUGUCGGUACUCCAUGCUGGAUGGCACCCGAAGUAUUGCAGCCCGGAACUGGAUAUGAUUUCAAGGCUGACAUCUGGUCUUUUGGAAUAACUGCAUUGGAGUUGGCUCAUGGGCACGCACCAUUUUCAAAAUAUCCUCCAAUGAAGGUUCUGCUGAUGACCAUACAAAAUGCCCCGCCUGGACUUGAUUAUGACCGUGAUAAGAGGUUCUCUAAGUCUUUUAAAGAAAUGGUUGCAAUGUGCUUGGUGAAAGAUCAAACGAAGAGACCUACUGCAGAAAAGUUGCUAAAACAUUCAUUUUUCAAGAAUGCCAAGCCCCCAGAACUUUCUGUGAAAAAACUAUUUGUUGACCUGCCACCACUGGGGAAGCGUGUGAAAGAUCUCCAGCUCAAAGAUGCUGCACAACUUGCUUUGAAAAGAAUGCCUUCGGCAGAACAAGAAGCUAUAUCUCAGAGUGAGUACCAGAGAGGAGUAAGUGCGUGGAACUUUGAUGUUGAGGAUUUGAAGCUCCAAGCAUCUAUGCUGCUAGACGAGGAUGAAAUAAGACAAAUCAAGGAAGAAGAAGACAGCCAAAAAAUUACCACGAGCGAGAAGGUUGCAUCUAGUUCUAGGUUGAAACCAGCGGCUACAAGCAAUAACGUUGGCAGGGAAAAGACAAAUGAGCACGACAAUGAGGAAAAGAAGGAACUUAAGAAGAGCGAAUCAAAAGCAGAGCUGCCACCUAUGGUAGAUAAAGAUAAAGAAGCAGCACUAGCCAAGACUAGAAAUCAGACAGGCAGACCUCGUGAAACUCAACCCCUUAGUCUAGAUUCUAUAGAUCAAAGUUCUGCAUCUCUACAAGAUUCUGCAUCUCUUAUGAGCCGCAAAAGCUUUGUUAUAUGGUGUGAGAUUGAAAACUACCAAGUGGCUGACAAGGUUCCGCAAGUACGGAAAGCUCCCAGUUUUAGUGGUCCUCUAAACCUUCCCAACCGAGCUUCAGCAAACAGUUUAUCAGCUCCAAUCAAAUCAUCAGGAGGCUUCAAAGAUUCAAUGGAGGACAAAUCAAAAACAAAUUUGGUACAAAUAAAAGGGAGGUUCUCUGUCACAUCGGAGAAUGUGGAUCUUGUAAAGGAUAUUCCGUUAUCUGCAGUUUCUCGACGAAAUUCUCAGGGAUCACCACUCAGAAAGUCUGCUAGUGUUGGAAGCUGGAUAUUUGAUUCUAAACAAGCGCCCCCCAGCCAGUCACCGAAGGAGAUCGGAAACGGUAAUGUUCUUCCCUCAGUUCUGAUGCCUCACCUUCAGAAUCUGUUCCAGCAAACAUCAAUUCAGCAAGAUCUUAUCAUGAAUUUGUUGGGUAGCUUGCAAACAUUGGAGGUUGAAAAUGCUCCUCAAAAUGGAAAACUACCUCCUUUACCUCGUGGUUCAGAAAAUAAUGGCAGUGUUGAAUCAAUUGUUUCUGAAAGGGAACGGAUGCUGCUUAUGAAGAUCUCCGAACUUCAAGCAAGGAUGAAUAGCUUGACUGAUGAAUUAACCGCAGAAAAAAAGAAGUACACGCACGUGAGUUUCUGUUGCCAUUUAUAG